AUGCCCCGUAGGAAGAGGGAUCCCGUCCUGCUGUCCCACGCCGAGCUGUCCGGCACCGACGCCGAGGGUCCCUGCAGCGGCGGUGAGGGCCGGUGCUCCACCUCGGGGGAGGAGGAGGAGGAGGAAGAGGGGGGUCCCCUCCCCGGCCUCCCUCGGGACGAGCUGGCCAAGAGCAUGGUGGGCUGGCCCUUCCCCGCCGGCGUGGAUGGGGAGCUGCUGGGUUUGCUGGGGAAGGAGCAGUUCGAGUGUGUGGAUGUGGAGCUGGAGAGCGGGGAGGCCAGGAAGGGCCAUAGCAAGAAGAGGACUGUCCCCAAGCGCCAGAUCCAGCUGAAGAAGAAGGAGAGGAAGGAGACAGGUUUCAGCCCCUGGAGUGAUGGCCAAGGCCCCCAACCCCUGCCCCCAACAAGGAAGGAGCCCCCCAGCAAGGGCAGGGGCAUCGGAGAGGACUUCAGGCUCAACUACAAGCAGUUCAUGAAGAUGGCCUCCCUGGAUGCCAACGAGAAGACCAGGGCGGCCUCUUGCCUGGUGAAAAACGUCCUGGCCAAGAAGAUGCAGUACGAGCAGAGGAUCAAGAUGGAGCAGAAGGGGCUGAGGGGCAGCUCCACCUCCUCUGGGCCAUCCUCUGCUGGCACAGACCUGCUGGGGGACGGCCUGGAGGGCAAGUCCAGCUCGCUCUCCCGCUCCGACUGCAGCUUCUCAGCCGAGGACCUGCGGGAACGGACGGUGCCUCACCCAGCAGUAAGAGCACACCAAGCUCCACCAAGCCCUUUGCUCCCCACCUGCCCACAGGUGAACAUGCUCUACAGGAUUGAGGACGUGCCCCCCUGGUACCUCUGCAUCCUGCUCGGCUUCCAGCACUACCUGACCUGCUUCAGUGGCACCAUCGCCGUCCCCUUCCUGCUGGCUGAGAGCCUGUGCGUCGGCAAGGACCAGCUCACCGUCAGCUACCUCAUCGGCACCAUCUUCACCUGUGUUGGCAUCACCACCCUCAUCCAGACCACCGUGGGGAUCAGGCUGCCCCUCUUCCAGGCGAGUGCCCUGGCUUUCCUGGUCCCUGCCAAGUCCAUCCUGGCCCUGGAGAAGUGGAGAUGCCCACCUGAAGAGCAGAUCUAUGGCAACUGGACGCUGCCCCUCAACACCUCUCACAUCUGGCAGCCCCGCAUGCAGGAGAUCCAGGGGGCCAUCGUGGUGUCCAGCCUGGUGGAGGUGGCCAUCGGGCUGCUGGGGCUGCCCGGGGCACUGCUCAGCUACAUCGGGCCUCUGACCGUCACACCCACCGUCUCCCUCAUCGGCCUCUCCGUCUUCCAGGCAGCGGGCGAGCGGGCUGGCUCCCACUGGGGCAUCGCUGCGCUGACCAUCUUCCUGAUCGUCCUGUUUGCCCAGUACCUGCAGCACGUCACCCUGCGCCUGCCCGGCUACCGGCGAGGCCGCGGCUUCGUCCUGCUCCGUGUCCAGAUCUUCAAGUUGUUCCCGAUCAUCAUGGCCAUCAUGGUGGUGUGGUUGCUCUGCUACGUGCUGACACGUGCCAGCGUCUUCCCCAGCCAGCCCGAGGCCUAUGGCUACAAGGCCAGGACAGAUGCCCGGGGGGAGAUCCUGUCCGUGGCACCCUGGUUUCGGGUCCCCUACCCCUGCCAGUGGGGUCUGCCCAAGGUGACCUCAGCAGCCGUGCUGGGAAUGUUCAGUGCCACCCUGGCAGGCAUCAUCGAGUCCAUCGGGGACUACUACUCCUGUGCCCGGCUGGCAGGGGCCCCACCGCCCCCCGGGCACGCCAUUAACAGGGGCAUUUUCACUGAAGGCAUCUCCUGCAUCAUCGCGGGGCUGCUGGGGACUGGCAACGGCUCCACCUCCUCCAGCCCCAACAUUGGUGUCCUGGGCAUCACAAAGGUGGGGAGUAGGAGGGUGAUCCAGUACGGGGCUGGCAUCAUGCUGGUGCUGGGGACUAUUGGCAAGUUCACAGCGCUCUUCGCCUCCCUGCCCGACCCCAUCCUCGGCGGGAUGUUCUGCACCUUGUUCGGAAUGAUCACGGCCGUCGGCCUCUCCAACCUGCAGUUCGUCGACAUGAACUCCUCCCGCAACCUCUUCGUGCUGGGCUUUGCCAUGUUUUUCGGGCUGACACUGCCCAACUACCUGGAUUCCCACCCCAAGGCCAUUCACACAGGUGUCCCCGAGCUGGACCAGAUCCUGACAGUGCUGCUCACGACUGAGAUGUUCGUCGGGGGAACCAUCGCCUUCAUCCUGGACAACACUAUCCCGGGGACGCAGGAGGAGCGAGGGCUGGUGCAGUGGAAGGCGGGAGCGCACGCGGACAGCACAGGCAGAGCCAACCUGAGGAGCUACGACUUCCCCUUCGGGAUGAGCGUGGUGAGGAGAAGCCGGUGGCUGAAGCACCUGCCUAUCUGCCCCGUGUUCACCGGGUUCAGGGCCCGGGGGAAGGGCGGCGAAGCAGGGGCUGCGGAGGCGCCGGACGGCACGGACGGGCUCUCUGUGUGCACCAAGGUCUGA
Messenger RNA from Chaetura pelagica (chimney swift), 2502 nucleotides. It is a transcript of the gene SLC23A1, whose product is annotated as solute carrier family 23 (ascorbic acid transporter), member 1. The record is from RefSeq and is a predicted model, not a curated record. The transcript is spliced from 16 exons. Gene Ontology annotation, cellular component: membrane. Gene Ontology annotation, biological process: transmembrane transport. Gene Ontology annotation, molecular function: transmembrane transporter activity. The coding region runs from base 1 to 2502 and encodes 833 amino acids. NCBI's taxonomy places the organism in Eukaryota, Metazoa, Chordata, Aves, Apodiformes, Apodidae.